Molecule: messenger RNA, 594 nt
Organism: Fusarium subglutinans
Lineage: Eukaryota; Fungi; Ascomycota; Sordariomycetes; Hypocreales; Nectriaceae
Exons: 2
Coding region: 1-594 (197 amino acids)
Source: RefSeq, a predicted model, not a curated record
AUGUCUACCAAUGAGAAAACGCUCACCCAUCCUUUCACUGUUGAGGCUGGAGCAGGGACUGACAUUUGGCGAAAGCCCGGGUAUAACGCGUGGAACAUUCCCGAUGUUCAUACCGUCUCGGGCCCACUCAAGUCCUUUGUUUCUGUUCGUGUCACCUUCUCUGCUAAGUGGGAGAACCUCUACGACCAGUCUGGCAUCCUCCUCGUGCCACGCAGACCAUCUGACGCAGCGGCCCCUCACAGCAAGUGGAUCAAGUCGGGUAUUGAGCUCUACGCUGGAAAGCCUCACUUGAGCACUGUCACUUGUGACAGAUUUGCCGAUAUGAGUCUGUACCCUGUGACGGCUACAGAAGGUCAGCGAAUUACACUCCAAGUAGCCAAGGAAGGUGGAAAUAUUUGGGUCCAUCAGCUCAUUCUGGAUGAUGACGGAAGUGUUAAGGACCGAUUGCCACUGAGGGAGAUUUGCUGGAUCUUGUGCGAGGAGCAGGAUGAUUGGGUCUUGGACGUAAGCGCCUUGGCAGCCAGACCUGACAAGACUGCAAAAGGACCCUUGAAAGUCGAAUUCAGUGACUUCAAGGUGCAAUGGAAAGAGUAA